This is a messenger RNA of Nothobranchius furzeri (turquoise killifish), 2105 nucleotides long. RefSeq names its product ankyrin repeat domain 10a (gene ankrd10a). NCBI's taxonomy places the organism in Eukaryota, Metazoa, Chordata, Actinopteri, Cyprinodontiformes, Nothobranchiidae. Gene Ontology annotation, molecular function: protein binding. The record is from RefSeq and is a predicted model, not a curated record.
AUCAUCCACCUUUCUUUUGUGUUUGAAACUGUCCUCUGAGACCAGAAGUUCGGUGGAGAAUCUGCUGUUCUCUUAUGUCUGUAGGAGUGGGGGCCGACCUGUGUGGGGAUGAGGUGUUCUUCAGCCGGUUUCCGGUCCACCGAGCCUGUCGGGAUGGAGACCUGGACGCUUUGAUGUCUCUGUCAAAACGGACUCAUCUGAAUGCUGAGGACUCCUGCUACGGAUGGACUCCUAUUCACUGGGCUGCUCACUACGGACAGCUGGAGUGUGUGGUGUACCUGGUGCAGAUGGGCUGUAAGGUGAACACGGCGACCAGCCGCUUCAACCAAACACCGACACACGCUGCAGCGUUGGGAGGUCACCCUCACUGUGUAGUGUGGCUGACUCAGGCGGGGGCUGACAUCAACAAGCAGGACUUGGUUGGUGAGGCUCCCAUUCACAAGGCGGCUCGAUCAGGCAGCCUGGAGUGUAUCCAGGUUCUGCUGAUCGCCGGAGCAGAACCACAUUUGAGGAACGCCAGCGGACAGACGGCAGCAGACCUCGCCCAUGCUCACGGCUUCCACGACUGCUUCUGCUUCAUCUCCAACACGCCGACACACAGGGAGGGGGCGCCGCUCAGCAGGAAGAGGACGCUGCCCACCAAGGAAGCCUGCAACUUCAUGAAGAAAGCCAGGAGAGCUGAGGUGUUGGAGCAGCAGGUGGUGCAGAGCAGCUCAGGCGAGGAGGAGGAGAACAUGGACCUCAGCUCAGAUGACAUCACCAGAGCUGGACUCCACCACAGCCCGUCCUCUGGUCACAACAAAUGCCCCUCCUCCCCGCCCUCACCUCCGCCCACUUCAGCAGAAAUGUGCGGCUCGCUGCACCUGAGCAGCAGCCCGGGCAGGUCCGGGUCCCACCAGCUGAGGGGCGUGGACUGUGGGGACUUCCUGCUUUAUGGACACUACCAUGGCUUUGGAGACACAGCGGAGGACCUGAGCGACAGUUGUGAGUUCCAAACUGAGGGCGGCUACAAGCAACCUGGCCACGCCCACCUCUACCUCGGCUCAUAGGACUGAUGCUUCCUCCAGUCACCCCCAGAUUCUUCACUGCAACACGUGAUCUUCAUCAUGGUUCUCCAGAUCAGAGACUGGCUCAUUCACAGUUAAAUGGUCUUCAUCAGACGUCCUGAAGGUCUUUCAAAGACCUUUUGGGACAUUAGCGUCGUUUUGUGGUAUUUUCAGUCAGUCAUUCCCCAUUUCUGGGAAAUGGUUUUGAUUUUGCUUUUAAGGAACUCUGACCAAUUUAACUCAAGGGAUGAGCCAGUGUGAAAUAUAAAUUUUAUUAAGUUAUAUCAGAAAGAUGACUAAAUAAAACCUAUAGUAGUGUUUCUGCACCAACAAGAAGAUAACCAAUCUGGUCCCGUUUCAUGAAAAACCGAUGUUCAGUCUGGAGAACCAAUGAUCCAGACCACUUCAGUGGUCAUGAAGAACACGAAGGCACCGUGUAUGAACUGUACUGGGAGGUGGGGGUCUGAUUCCUGAAUGGGAGCUAGACCAGAGUCAGCUAUGAUGUCAUCAUCUUGCUGUAGAUGGUCCUAGACAAUCCAGACCAGCAGGGUGGGGUAGGGUUCAGGUAUUUAAAGUCCUUUCACUUCGUCGGAGUAGGUGGAGUUUGAACCCCCACCCAAUAGAGGACAUUCAAAGCUGAGUUUUUUUUUAUAUAAGUAGAGAUGAUUCCAGAAGCAGAUCACUACAGGCACUAGUGGAGCAGAGUUCUUCUAAACCAAGGGCUGCUUCUCUGGUUGGUGUCCUUCCUGCUCCACCUUUACUCUGCUUUGCACUACCGAGGGCCGCCAUGUUGGGUUGUCCUCCACAUAAAUAAGGUUCUCCGUCCGUUAGCGAGAGGAACAAACCUGCACUGAGACGGCCCACAGCAGCCCUCGCUCUACCAAAGGGACUGUAGAUAGUUUAGUACGGUGCUGAUGUGGGUGUGUUCGGUCCGAGCUGUGCACCAGCCUGCCUUACAGCAGCGCGCCAGGGUCAGAGGUCACCGCUGCCCUUUCAACGACCGUUUUCUACUGUCUCCUGGUGUUCUUAAUAAAAACCUUUUUCACUUUUGCAAACAAA